Messenger RNA from Hydatigera taeniaeformis, 249 nucleotides. NCBI's taxonomy places the organism in Eukaryota, Metazoa, Platyhelminthes, Cestoda, Cyclophyllidea, Taeniidae. The record is from the annotation of a GenBank genome assembly.
UCCGAAGAAACCAAGUCCACAUCUGGAGAAAUUCAAGUUGACAUAGAGGGAAGCUUGAAACUGUCCGAGGUUGUACUGGUAUCACCAAUGCUGGUAAAUUUCCCAGACACCGUCGUAGAGCAGUCCUCGACAAUGGACGUGAAGGUCGCCAAUCGCGGCUUAUCGGGAACCAUAUGGGUUGUGAAGUCUUCCAACGCCACAACAGGUAAGAAGCGAGGCCUUUCGGAGGGGUGCACUCCUUUUGAGUAG